Messenger RNA from Ictalurus punctatus (channel catfish), 2634 nucleotides. It is a transcript of the gene gsc, whose product is annotated as goosecoid. Bases 1629 to 2354 code for a protein of 241 amino acids. Lineage: Eukaryota; Metazoa; Chordata; Actinopteri; Siluriformes; Ictaluridae. Gene Ontology annotation, cellular component: nucleus. The record is from RefSeq and is a predicted model, not a curated record. Gene Ontology annotation, molecular function: RNA polymerase II cis-regulatory region sequence-specific DNA binding; DNA-binding transcription factor activity, RNA polymerase II-specific. The transcript has 4 exons. Gene Ontology annotation, biological process: regulation of transcription by RNA polymerase II.
AAUAUAACCUUAAUCUCUUUUGUCGUCUGGUUUCCUCAGUAUCAAUAAGUGCAAAAUGAACUUCCUGUGCAUGGCGACACACAGCUCCUUCAUGCUAAUGAGACUGUUUAUCAAGUAAGCCGACUUUAAUAAGUAGCCUAAUAAGUCUGUUUUCAGACUUUGCUAAUGGGCGCUGUGUGUGUGUGUGUGUGUGUGUGUGUGUUAGUUAGAGGUGUGUUAUAGUGAACACGGGCGAUUUGCUGCAGCUGAUGGGGGUAAAAAACCCAGCCUAAUCUCCUCUCUGCGUUAAUCUAUCUCCCCCCAUUAGAGUCGUGUCACACCGAGCGCUUUACAAAUAACACACCCCAUUAAGAUUCAUUUCAGCAACACACACCUUCAUAACCUGUAGAGGUAAACACCAGCAGGCGCACGAGUGCGUAAAUAGAGACGACUGCAAUAUACUUCCUGUAGUUUAGUUCAUUUAGAUCUGGAGCUGUUUUUAACUUCAGUAAGGGGGAUUUUAUUGUUUCAGAAUAAAGCUUUAAAGUGAUACUACACGCACCUUUUUAGGUUAAAGAUACUGUACCAAAGGUACUAAAGGUGUACCAUUAAAGGUACCAGCGACAAGGAACGCUCCGGAGUUUAGUAACUUCUUCUUUUGAGUAAUUUCCACUUUAAAAUACCGGAAAUAAUUUAUUAUUUAUUAUGUUUACCAAAGCAAAAUUGAUAUAUAUAUCUACAACCAGAGUACUUUCUCUACCUUUUUUUUUUUUUAAAGGUGCAAAAUAUGCACAUUUCCAAGUCAAAAAGAGCUUAACAAGGAAAGGUACACUUUACUACCAGGAAUUGUGUCAUCUUUAUUUUUUAUUUUUUAAAUGAGCUAAACAGAUGGUAAACGCGCAAAUAAAAUAACGCGCAAUAACCAAAUUAAAAAUAAUUCUUAAAAUAUUCGAAUUCGUUCUAUUUCUACGGACUGUUCGAGCGCGUGCUCGGGUAAUCUGCACUUGUGAAACGUUUCGCCAAAUUAAUUCUACACCGAAAUCCUAAACGAGUCGAUUAAACGACGUAAAAACGAUUAAAGCGACAAGAACUCCGACGAACCGGUACAUUUAAAACACUCAAAGUUUGCAACAUCCCUAAUCGCUCUAAAUUAUUAAUUUCCUCAAAUGUUUGGUGCGCAAAUACCAAAUCAUUACCAAUCACCUGCAUAAUCGAAUUAUCCGCCCUCAAUACACAGGCUUGUUUCCACACCUUGCGAUGUUUGCGCAUGCUUGUGCUAAACCCCAAAAACCCAAAUCCGGAAUGUCCAGCCUGUGCAGAAAGUCGGCGGUGUUUUUUUCUUUUUCUUUUUUUUUUUUUUUUUAUCCCUCGGGCGGAUAUGCAAAAAAGGAAAACUCCUUCUCUGACGUCAGAGGGGUAUAAAAAAGGCCAAAAGGGGAAAAUUCAACUGGAGCGCAAAACACGAGCCUGUAAACAGACUCACACACACACACACUCAUACACACAGUGCUGCUUUGGAUUUUUUAUUUUUUUAAAUUCAGCAACUAUGAGGAGAUCUAUCGGAGACUGAUUUCGGAUCCGUAAACUUUCCCGACUUUAGGCGCUCUUCGUGCUCCCGGUCUUUAUUUUUCCUCCCGGUGCUCUGCGUGAUGCCCGCUGGCAUGUUCAGCAUCGACAGUAUCCUGGCCGGUAGAGCUGGCAGAGCUGGCCGAAGUGCCCGAGCAGGCUGUAAGGACUCUCUCCUGCUCAGUGGGGAUGAAGGGCCGAUCCUCUUCCCCGGGUUGUCGGAAUCACUGGCAGCCGCGGCUCCUGAUUACAGCGGAGUGUAUUCAGCCCGGAUACCGGCUUACAGCUCCUACUGCUACGGCGCGAGCGCGGCACCGAGCUGCUGCCCAGGAUCCUUACCGAGUCAGUGUCCGUGCAUGCCAACAGUGUACGACAGUCCUGGCUCGGUGCUGAUGUCUCCGGUUCCUCCUCCUCACAUGAUGUCCUACAUGUCCAUGUCCCCUCUGGCCCCUCUGACCCCCCUGAGCUCGGUGUCGCGCGCGGAGCUGCAGCUCCUCAAUCAGCUGCACUGCAGGAGGAAGCGGCGGCACCGCACGAUCUUCACCGACGAGCAGCUCGAAGCGCUCGAGGGCCUUUUUCAGGAGACUAAAUACCCGGAUGUGGGCACUAGGGAGCAGCUGGCCCGAAAGGUGCACCUGCGCGAGGAGAAAGUGGAGGUUUGGUUCAAAAACAGACGAGCGAAAUGGAGAAGGCAGAAACGAUCAUCCUCGGAGGAAUCAGAAAGCACACAGAAAUGGAACAAAUCCGCUAAAGGCGCGACUGCAGAGAAAACAGAGGAGAGCAAGAGCGACGCGGACUCGGACAGCUGAUAAACACACACACACACACACACACACACACACACACACACACACAUUUAUAAUGUCUUAAUAUAAUCACCGAUCGGACUUGUACAUAAUGUAAAAUAAUGUCGUGUGAAACUGAAAACGUAAUGUUAUGUUUUCAUGCUGUUGCACAGAUGUAUAGUAAAUGUGACUUUAGCAUUGAUUAUUGUUAUUUAUAUUAAUUUAAUGUUUUGUUAAACAGCAGACAAAAUAUAGCCUACCGUGGUCUGGUCAUAUGAAUAUUAAAUAUUACUAUCACGUGAAA